This is a messenger RNA of Mytilus californianus (California mussel), 5813 nucleotides long. RefSeq names its product cyclic nucleotide-gated channel rod photoreceptor subunit alpha-like. Gene Ontology annotation, molecular function: intracellularly cAMP-activated cation channel activity; voltage-gated potassium channel activity; cGMP binding. The record is from RefSeq and is a predicted model, not a curated record. Gene Ontology annotation, biological process: potassium ion transport; monoatomic cation transmembrane transport. Bases 531 to 3413 code for a protein of 960 amino acids. The transcript is spliced from 4 exons. NCBI's taxonomy places the organism in Eukaryota, Metazoa, Mollusca, Bivalvia, Mytilida, Mytilidae. Gene Ontology annotation, cellular component: intracellular cyclic nucleotide activated cation channel complex; plasma membrane.
GACAUGCCUUCAUCUUCAUAUAACUUCUAUAUAUGGAAAUGAACCUCUUUACAUGUCCAUAUGUUACAGAAAGAAGAUAAUAGGAAUCACAGACAACAAAUAACAAUUUCCUAGCAUCGGAUUAACGUCAAUGUACAGAUUGAGAAGUGUAUGAAUAUAAGACCAUUGACUUGUACGAACGAUGCGGAAUUAUGUAGUGGAAUGGAAAACAAAAAGAAAUAUUCAGAUUAUACUCUCCUUUUUCUCGUGGCAUGGAUUUAUUUUGAAGGAAUAAAUAAAGUUUAAUUAAAAGGUCUUAGACACUAAAGGUAUAUACCCGUCUUUAGACUGACUCUUUCUUUGGUACGAAAUGGCAAACUUACUUAACUUAAAGCAGGAUAUUUUUUUCUACAAAAUACAUGAGAAUGAAAGAAAUAAACCAAUGUGUUAUAUGAUGUGAAAUACUAUAAAAAAAAUUUGAUGGAAGUUGAUAUUUGUGAAGGUUAGUUGAAAAUUAAUUAAAAGUAGUGUUUUAACUGGUUGAAGGAAAAAUGUCUAGUUCAGCUGCCAAAGGAAAAGGCAACGAACCCAGUGUGGCAGUUAAAUACAUACCUUGCUCAAAAGGUGACACAGAACACACUGAUGAUGAAUUGGAAGAAAUCGCAAUAAUGGGGAACGAUAAACACGAUAACAAGAAGUCAGAAACCAAGGAAUUCGGAAAACCAACUGCAAAUGGACCUCAUAUACUUUCGGGUGGAGUAGGAAUAUUUCAGGUGAUAAAUACACGCGACAGAACUAUGUCAAUAGGGGAACGCCUCAGUAAAGGGGGGCGAAUCAGUCUAUCGUCACCUGUUUACUCGAAUAAAGUUGUCGAGCAAAAAUCAAGAUCAACGUCAAAACAAAGUUUAAUGGAUUUAUUUGGCAGUAGAAUUGACAGGAGUAAGUCACGAGCAAAAAGUUUUUCAGCUCGAGGAGACCUGUCUUUGAUGAAAAAGGUAAGAUCUUCUGAAGUUAUGACACCAAGAGAAAUACGAAAACUGCGCAAGAAAGAUAUAGAGAGUAAAUUUGGAAAGAAAAGCAAAAUAGUGAAAACGGAGAGGUUGGAAACUACCACAACCCUUUCUGAUCACGAAGGGUGUAACUGGACCUUUGUUUUUGAUCCCUCAGGGCGGCUAGCCUAUUGGUGGUCAUCUGUGGUCAGUUUAGCAUUUCUCUAUAAUUUUUGGGUUAUUAUAUACAGAUAUGCAUUUCAUGAGAUUGAUACAGAAAAUUACGGUGUUUGGUUCGCUUUAGAUUAUACGGCAGACCUUCUUUAUAUUUUGGACAUAGUAUUUCACUUCCGGACAGGAUAUUUAGACGAUGGGGUUCUACAGACAGAUGCUAUUAAGUUAAGGAUACAUUAUAUGAAUACAACUAUGUUUUAUAUAGAUUGUUUAUGUUUGUUACCGUUAGAUUUUCUUUAUCUUUCAAUUGGAUUCUGCUCAAUUUUGCGUUGUUUUAGAUUAGUAAAAGUAUAUAGAUAUUGGGCAUUUUUAGACAGAACGGAAAGGCAUACUAAUUACCCAAACGCUAUGAGAACACUCACUUUAAUGCAUUAUCUGCUUGCCCUGUUCCAUUGGAAUGCUUGUCUGUACAAUAUCGUUGCAACACACGAAAACGCAUCCAGUACAUGGACAAUGCCAAAAGAUGAUGGAUCAACUGUUAAGAAAUACUUACAUGCAUUAUACUGGAGUACACUUACACUUACUACAUUUGGAAACCUACCAAGACCAUUAACCGUAUCGGAUUAUUCAUUCAUAAUUUUUGAGAUGAUUUUUGGACUACUACUGUUUGCGACUGUUUUAGGACACAUUUCAAAUAUUGUGGCCAACAUAAGUGCUGCUAGAAAAGACUUCCAAGCUAAACUCGACGGAGUAAAAACUUACAUGUCACUAAGACGGGUACCAAUGAGACUACAGGAUCGAGUCAUCAAAUGGUUCGAUUACUUGUGGUAUUGUAAUAAAUCGACUGAUGAAGAAAGAACGCUCAGUUUACUUCCGGAUAAGCUCAAAGCGGAAAUAGCAAUUCAUGUUCAUUUGGAUACAUUAAAAAGAGUAGAGAUCUUCCAAAAUACUGAAUCAGGAUUUUUAUGUGAAUUAGUGUUGCGUCUUAAACCAGUAUUAUUUUCUCCCGGGGAUUAUAUAUGCAGGAAAGGUGAAGUAGGAAAAGAAAUGUAUAUAGUUAACAGAGGAAGAUUACAUGUGGUAGCAGAUAAUGGCAAAACAGUGCUGGCAACAUUAAAACCAGGAAGUUAUUUUGGUGAAAUUAGCAUUUUAAAUAUGGGCACUUCCGGCAACAGAAGGACUGCUUCCGUUCGAUCUGUUGGAUAUUCUGAUCUUUUCCGUUUAUCAAAACAAGACUUAUGGGAUGUACUAAAAGAAUAUCCAACUGCAAGAGUAAAAUUAGAAGCUAUUGCUGUUAAAAGAUUGGAAAAGACAAAGAAAAUGCCACUUGAAAAAGCUGCUAUGUCUCGCAGUAAGAGUACGCCAGGACUGGUCGAGUCUCAAGGAAAAGUGCCUCUGGAAGCUAUGUUUAUGACGCGGCAUCAUACUCUCCCGGCUGGUCUUCCGAUACAAAAGGUGGCUCCAGAAGCACAAACUCAAAAUCACGAAGGAGAAUCCGAUGGCAAUAAUUUGGAAUUAACCGAGUGUCAACCUGCUGAAAUGUUACCUCCCAACACACCAGUUCAAGAACAAAACACAGGAAUUCUUUCAAAAUCACAAACUGUGUCUAGUAUGAAAUCAUUUACCGUUCCAUCACCGUCUCAUAAAUCUACUUCAUUUUCAGAUGCAAAAUUUACGAUAAGUCCGCCGACGUCACCUCGUGACAUUCAACAAGCAGACAUUCCGUCUACAAUAUCCGCUCAAUUAUCACCAGUUCAUUUUCCGUUUCCUCAAAUGUAUUCAUAUCAAACAACUCAACAGUCUCCAAUGAAUCUUCUGUCCCCAUAUUGUGCCUCAAAUACCUUACACAUGCCGUCAUCACAAAGUCUUGCUCUGACAAGAUCAGACAAUCUUGCAUCAUCGCAAAAUAAUUUAUCGUCACCUCAAAACCAAACGUAUCAGAGUCCAUUUUAUCAAACACAGCAUUCAGUCGUUUCGAUAUCACCGGGUAUUACUUCAAAUGUUCCAUCGGGAAGUCCGGCCUCGUUUUCAUACGAGACAUCACAGGAUGUAUUAUUACAAGAAAUUACAACAUUAAGGGAACGACUGGCUACACUUGAAGCAGAAAACUCAACGAUGACAGCAAAACUUAAUCAACAGCAAUGGGACGUUGAGAACAGGUUAUCCGAACUAGAAAUGCACAUGUGCCCUAGCUCAAGCAUAGCCAGUACGACCAGCCAGGAUGAUCGACCAGAAAGGUUAGAGCCUGUCAAUAGAGAAUCUAUUAUUUAGGUUUUCACACACGCACAAUGUACGUUGCGUAAAUACACAAUUUGUACAACUUCCAUGAACAAACCUGAUCUGAUUUACAUGUCUAACUCAAUAAAAUAUCAUUUUAUAUCAGUCAAGUGAUAAUGGCUGUGAUGUUAUAAUUUUUGACGAUUCUGCUGGAUUUUUUUUACAGAAUGUACAUAUAUUAAACGAGAAGUUAUAUGUUGAAUAUGUUAGAUUAUUUAGAUGUUUUAAGUUUAUAAAUUUAAAAUAUUUUUAUAUGUCAUUUUCCAAUAGUUUAAUCCUGUAAAACUUCACUUUAAACUCAAUUUUACUAUUCACCAGAUAGAUGGUAAAAUAAAAACAUAAUGAGAUUUAUUGCUGCAAGAAAAGUAAAGCAUUUCAGACAAAAAAUAUGAAAAUAACGCAUUGAAAGGAGAUGAAGACAAAGCAUGUGCUUUAUCAAUAUUUCUCAAUACAAAGUUAAUCUACAAGACACCAGAAAUACACACAAAAAAAAGAAAUUCUAUGAUUUUAGUCCCGAUUUGAUUAUUAAGGCCCGUGAAAUCAUUUGCUCAGUAGUCAAUAUUUUGGCAUGGAUUUUUUUACGUAAAUUCUGAUAAAAUUCCUUGUGGUAAUCUUUUGCACUCUAAAUUGAAAAAGAAAUAAGACUAAAAGUUAUAAGGGGCCAUGACAAGAAACACUUUUCUGUUUUUUUUAACUGUGUAUAUGUAGAACUAAUCAGUUUUCGACUGAAAUUCUUUACUGAUUCAAUCAUUUCAAGUUCUGGCUAGCAAAUAUAAGUUGUUGUAAGCAGCGUGCAUAAUGUUUUUAUUUUGUUAUCAAUCUGAAGAUCUGUAAUGUGUAUGCAAGGGGAAUACUCACGUUGUCAAAUUUGGAUAAAGUAAGCGGCGGUUAUAUUUGUUCAAAGCUUGAUUUGCUUGCUUCACCAUAUUUUUAUCAAUACUUUUCUAUUUUCUACAAGAUAGGUAAAUGAUAUGUUGUUGUAUAUGUAUCGUUGAAUUAUUGUACUCUGAUUCGUCAAACACUUCGGCAUUUUGUAGCAUACUCAGUAAUUGUUACAGCUGUAUGCCAUACUUUUAAAGUGUUUGAAGAACAGUUAUACUUUAAUUAGGUGAAACAAGCAUUUCUUGAUAUUUUUUUCUAUAAGUUACAGAGCUGUUUGUAUUAACCACGAAAACACCGUUCAAAAUGCUACUUCGUGAUUAUUUUCCAAGAUACUCUGUUUUAUCUCAUGUAAACCAUUCAUUUCUUUAUUUUCGACAUCUUACAAACGUUAAUUCACGUUAAGUCAAAACUGUAGAAGUUUCGGUAACGCGGAUAAAUCUUCAAAAGAAGGGGAAUAGUUGCAUUUCAUGAUAAAAAAACCAUGUAACGGUAAAGAGGUGCUUGCUUGGCUUUAAAAGAAAUAUAUGUUGAAAAAAUGUCUGAAAGGUGGAAGAAAUAAAUCCGUUUGAAGUUCAUCUUAUAAACAUUUUCAAAAAAAAAAUCUGCUUUUUAGGUAAAAAUAUAUACAAAACAAGAGAGAAAAAAUCCAAAGCUCACUUGUUUAAAUAAGUAUUUGAGUUUCUCGCCAUCCUAGAUUAAAUAAGUAUGGGGGUUUCUCGCCAUCCUAGAUUGCACACCACAUAUGAUCGAUCCAGAUUUUAGUGAAAUUGCAGUUUACUUGCCGGACUUUUUUUCAGAAGAAAAAAUAAUCAAGAUUUCUUAAUGUAACAUUUGUGUACAAAUAUACAAACAGAAACCUUUUGAUUGGUUAAUAUUUUUUAAUUUGCUUUUAAAGGGAGGUAACUGAGAGCUUUUGAUAAAUGAAUCUCUUAUACAUUUAUUUGUUUUAAAAUGGAGCAAUGAAAAGAGGACGGUACCACUUGUUUCUCUUUUUAUUCACUGAAAGCAUUUUACAAGUCAAUUCUAUCUUGAUUUAAAAAGAUAUCAUCUAGUUUUCUUUCUAACCCUUACAUGUGUGAAUGUUUUACAAUCAGUUACUUGAAAGCAAGCACAGAGACCUAUAAUAAUUGAUAUUGGCAAAGGCCAGAAAAACACACGAUAAUGUUUUACUCUCCUAGUUCUUAAAAUGGUGACUAAGAAUGAUGAUUGUUAUUUCAGUCUUUCUAUGCCGGCAAAAAUCCUCCCGAUACAAGAAAUGUACGCAUGUGCAAAUACAUUGUUAUAGAAAUAUGGAAAAUAAUAUGAUUUUCAAUCUUUAUGGUAAAUCAGUGUUAAAAUUAACACAAGAUUCUUGUUAUAAUGUAGUACAAUAUGUUAUAGUAUAGUAUUUACAGUUGUUGAAAAAGUAAUGUCUGGUUUAUGAUAUCAUCAUGAAUAUACAAUUACUAUAGGAACAUAGCAGGUUUAUACUUUAUUUGUUAUGGAAAUAUGACAUUAAAAAGUUGAACAAUA